Molecule: messenger RNA, 4094 nt
Organism: Acipenser ruthenus (sterlet)
Lineage: Eukaryota; Metazoa; Chordata; Actinopteri; Acipenseriformes; Acipenseridae
Product: ubiquitin carboxyl-terminal hydrolase 35-like
Exons: 11
Coding region: 299-3244 (981 amino acids)
Biological process (GO): protein deubiquitination
Cellular component (GO): cytosol; nucleus
Molecular function (GO): cysteine-type deubiquitinase activity; cysteine-type endopeptidase activity
Source: RefSeq, a predicted model, not a curated record
UUGAGGGCGGUCCGUCAGGGAAGGAAUAUUCCAGGAGGCGUGUGCGUGCUGCGCUGUCAUGCUGUUCGUUGUUGAACAUUACCAGAAAGAUCUAGUGAGAACAUUAUAGGUGAAAUGACAGAAGAAAACACUGGGCUCACCCCCAUGAAGUGAAAGCCCUUUAAAAAUUGUUGUGGUGAUAUAUGUUAAGUAUACUUUUAUAUUGGCCUAAAAUAUUUUUUCUCAAAAGUGAAAACAAACAGAAUGCUAAAUUAUUCUAAGGUGUGCAUGUAGUUAAAAAGCUCAUUAUAAGGGAGCAAUGGACAGGAUCCUGGAUGCAGUGAUGGUCUCCCCUCACUCUGAAGCUGUGAAACAUGGCAUGGUGCAACGGGUGAUAGAAUCAGCACCACAGCCUUUGGACAGCGCCCAGUGCUGGGCCAUGUACGAGGUGUCCACCAAGCUCUUCCUGCUGGGCGACUCUGAAUUUGAGAGGGACGUGGGCAGGGAGGUCCUGGAGGCGUUCGCCCAACACCACUCGCAGGAGUUUGAGCAGUUUUUCAACAUGAAGUUUGUGCUCAAUCUCCUCCAUGUAGGAUAUGGACCCCUGGGGAAGAGGAGCCACCAGAUCUUCCACUAUAUCCAGACAGGACUGCGGUUUGUAGCGGACAGCCCUUCCUCCUUGGACCUUUUCCACCUGCUGCAGAUCGAGGUGCUCAGGAUUGUGUGCGAGAGGCCCGGCCCCAAACUGUGUGCUAGAGUGAGCAAGCUGCUGUGCCUGUACCCGCAGUGCGUCCCGAGUGGGAACCUGCAGACGGUGUUCUGCCAGCAGCUCAUCCUGAGCAUCAGUCACUUCCAGUGCAAGUCUGACGGGGACGAUGAAAUCCUCAAGUUCUUGGAGAACGUGACCAAAGCCAGUGGGAUGCUGCAGGGAGUUUGGAGGAACAACGUGGCUGUCAUCCUGCCUUCCCUGAAAGAGCUGUUCAUUGUGAUCUCCUCGCCCGGAGAAGGGGAUAGUGUCCCGUCCAAUGCCCUGGCCAGUGUGGUCCAGUAUGUGCCCCUGGAACUAAUGGAUGCUGUGGUUAGGAACCUUACCAAUGAUAAAAACAUCUCUGAUGCACAAAUGCUGACAGCCAUCAGUAGGAUGGUGGACUGGUUGUCGUGGCCAUUAACCAGAAACAUUGAUAAGUGGAUCAUUGCCUUAAUGAAAGGCGUGGCCACUGUGAAUAAAUUCAGGAUCUUAAUUGAGGUGACUCUUAUGAAGAUUGAACAGGUUUUCUCUAAGUUGUUCUACCCAGUUGUAAGAGAGGGGGCUGUGUCUGUGCUGUCCUACAUGUUGCUCAGUUUUCAACAGUCCCCUGAGGCAUUUCACCUGCUGCUGCCUCAGAUUCCCCAGCUGAUUUCAUCUCUCACCAGAGAAGAGUCGGACUCCGGAAGGGGCUGCCUCGUACAGCUCUCCCAGUUAAUUCACUGUCUCAUCUUCAGGUUUUCGGGGUUUCCAGACAUCUACGAACCAGUUUUGGGGGCCCUGAAGGAUCUCCCAGUCCCCAGUGAAAACAGGAUAAAGCAGCUGCUUGGGCAGAAUGCCUGGGCGACCCAGAAGAGUGACCUGGCUUCAUACUGCCACAGACUUCCUGCUAAGUCUGACACCGGGAAAACUGGCCUGGUGAACCUGGGAAACACCUGCUACAUGAACAGCGUUAUCCAAGCUCUCUUCAUGGCCUCCGACUUCAGGCACGGAGUGUUGCAUUUAACGCAGUGUGAUGCCCUGUCACUCAUGAUGAAACUACAGAGUCUCUUUGCUUUUCUUGAACGCAGUCAGCGGCCAACCAUUUCUCCAGUGAGCUUUCUGACGGCAUCCUGCCCACCGUGGUUUAACCUUGGAGAUCAGCAGGACUGUUCUGAAUACCUCAAGUAUCUGCUAGACAGACUGCAUGAAGAAGAGAAGACCAACAGCAAUACCAUUCAAAACCUGAGCUGCCUCUCCAUAGCAGGUGAUAUUGAAAACAGUGAAGGCACUGGCAGGACUCUGAUUCAGAAGAUGUUCGGUGGAAGGAUGGUGACCAGGAUCCGCUGCCUUUGCUGCGAGAACAUCUCCUGGAGAGAGGAAGUCUUUACUGACCUGUCCUUAGCCCUGCCACCACCAAGGACCAGUCUUUCAGGAAGUUUCAUCAUCGACCCUGCACAACCGGUUGUGGAGGAGAUAGGACCAUCAAGCCAAAGACCAACUUCCAAACCACAACGACAAGCUCCUCAGUCACCAAGCAAAGACAAAAAGCCACUGAAACAGGAGGAAUCUUCUGUACGUGUUGUCCCAGUGGAGACCAUUGGGAGCAUUGAACAAGUGAUGCCUUAUUAUUCAGAUGAAUAUCCUAAAAGUAACUCCAUGUCUGCAGUAGCUUCAGAAGAGCAGACACAUGGUACAGAAGCCUGCAGAUCAAUCACAGACCUAAUCAACUACUUUUUGUCUCCUGAAAUGUUGACUGGGGAAAACAAGUACCACUGCCAGAAGUGUUCUGCCUUACGUGAUGCCGAGAAGGUAGUGGAGGUGACAGAAGGGCCUCAUUACCUUAUCCUAACCCUUCUGAGGUUCUCCUUCGACCUCGGAACCAUGAGGAGACGAAAGAUCUCUGACAACGUCUCUAUUCCUUUAGUUCUAAAACUACCAGUCAGGGUCAGUUCAAGAGAGCAGGGCUGUAUCAGUGCUGGGAAUCUGGAGCCUAAGCCAGGAGGAAGUGCUUAUGAAUCCUUGACCUAUGAUCUGUGCAGUGUGGUAGUGCAUUCUGGGGUAUCUUCAGAGAGCGGCCACUACUACUGCUAUGCAAGGGAGUAUGUGGGCAGUGUCUUUGAGAAACACAGCAGAGGUAGCACAGGGGCCCCUGCCGAUCAGACCACCAGUGAAAGCCAGUGGUUCUUAUUUAAUGACAACCGGGUCUCCUAUUCCUCCUUUGAGUCGGUUAGCAAUGUAACCAUCUACUUCCCCAAAGACACGGCGUACGUCAUGUUCUACAGGAAGAGACCCUCUCACCAGACUGAGAGUGAAAGCGAAUGCAUAUCAGCUGCUGAAAAUCUGUACGGAGAGGAGCCACUGCCCAAACAGCUGAGUGAAGAAAUUUCUAAAGACAACAUGAUGUAUUUACAGGAACAAGAAAGAGCAGCGAGAUACAAUGCUGCAUCCUCAUCUGCCAUGGCGGGAUCCCCAGUGUGGCUGAGGAGACAGAGAGGCGAUGGUGAGGCAGAGGGAGGGGGUACCUUAUGGUUUUAUUAAAAAAAGCUCUUUCACAGCCAUUACUAUAACAACUCUCUUUGAAAGUCUCUUAUCAUUUUCCUGAUUUUUCCAGAUUUGUUUUUCUAAGCUCAUUUGUCCCACACUGUAGAUUCACUUCAUGUGUAGCAGGUAUUAGGAUCCCAGUAGACAUCACUUAAAGGGAGCGCCUAUAUUUUGGUGAGGGCACUAAUGCCUGCUGCACAUGGAGUGAAUAAUGGAGUGUAGUUGUGUCAGGUUAAGUGGACUUCGCCAGAGACAAAGUAAAAUAAAGUCUGGAAAACAAAAUUAUCCACAGAAGAAUUGAACCAGGUUGAGUGCGGAAGCUGUUCCGGUAUUGAGAAGCACUGCAAGAGGAUGUUGUAUAAGCCUUGGUUAAUACAUAUUUCAUUUCUAACAAUAAAAAAUGAUUUUUAAUAUAAAACGUAAAGGGUGUGCCAAUGGGAGGAACAGGUUAACCAGCAGCUUGUUUUCUUUGAAGGUGGUGUAGGCCAGAGGAACUAGGAGAUCCAGUCCCUUUACUGCCCUUGACGUGCUUUAUCAAGCUGGGUCUUGUGACUUCUUCUUUGCCCAAAUCCCAUCCUGCUGCCAUACUCGACACAAGCAGGACACCACCAGGAACUAUUGUAAAUCUACACUGCAAAUAGCAUGAGUGCCUUGACAGCAUACUGGUAUGUUCAGUAGGUGAUGCCAACCCCUUCUGCCUAGCUUAUUACUGCUUUCUGAACAUAUUUAUUUCACUUUCCUCAUUUUAAAUAUUAUUUAGGAAAUACAGAAAAUGUUACCAAGAUAUGGCAGAGAUAAACCACACAUAUUUAUUAUUAAAAAUGGGUGCUGGUCGUGCUGUAAAUUG